AUGAUGAAAUUUUUAGAAGUCUCCGACACAAACCUCACGAAGUUCACUGGAAACGACAUCCCAGUCCCCGAACCGCAGAAGAUGGACAUUCCAGUACCGCCAUCUCUCGCUGAAGGAUCUGUAAUCCCAGAUCCUAAUCUGCUAAAAUCUGGUUCCUCUAUUCCUAGUGCCACGUUGGACACUCCACUGCCGCCCGUGCACAUCGAAGUCAACAAACUCACCACGCCCGAAGGUGUUCUGAAAUCUGACAUAACUCAGGCCCCUUCACUGCCUACAGUUCAUUUCAUCGAUGCUGCCCUUCCAAAUAAUGCGUACCAGGAAAUGGAUUCCAGUGAUCCCUCAGUCUGGGGAAAUUUCAAGAACUAUGGUUUUGAUAUCUUUCCUGAGACCGGCGUGUGUCGCAACCCCUGGUACGUCGCCGAUGCCUCCACCACUACCAUAACUCCAACCCCCUCCCCUCCCCCGGGCUCCGACCAUCUGCCCCCUCCCAAGACCGUCAGGGAAAUGCUCCACUGGCUGGUGGGGAUGACUCAAUAUGGGUAUGUUGGGAUUAUUGAGAAGCAUGUUAGGAGCCUUUUGAGGGAGUACAACAAUGAUGUUUCACAGCCUUCAGACGCCCUAGAUGUCACCGGGGAUCCCACUCAGCUGACCGCUUCCCAUGUCACCUCCAAACUGACAGAGGCGUGUCUCUACGCGGCCACGGUUCUCCACAAGAUUAAGUAUAAGGGCUCCAAAGAUGCUCCAACAACUCUAAACUUCACCUCAGAAUAUCGUAAGCUUCAUUACUCCUCGAACCCCGCCCGUCUCCUCUGCCAGCUCCGGGACUAUGCCUACGCCUGCUGCCACCAGUUGGCGUUCCUAAAGUCGCAGUGUUCUAGAGAGCAGUCACAAGGUGGUUGGCAGGAUUGUUAUUAUGACAGUGGUCUAUCUUCUCCCAAGUCCCCACUCCAGGCCUUCCUGACUGACGCCCCCGACUCCAUCUUUAAGACUCACCCCUUCGACCCGUGCAACAUCUGCCUCAAGAGCCGUGUCAACAUGGGAUUCAAGCACAGUGAUUUGCCUGCAACUCACGAAACUGGCAAGCAUAUUUCCACCAUCCUCUCUCCCAGCUGCGGCGGCGACGAUCCCCUGCUGACACUGUCCUCCUACCUCAGCUGCCUCACCGGGCGGACGCCGCGCACCGCCGGGGAGAUUGUCUCGUUCUUCCAUAAUUUCGGGAAUGAGCUGCAUUCAUCAUCUUCACAGUUGUCCAGGCUGGGUACAUCCUUAACCGAUCAGCAUAACGACUGCCCGAGGUGGGAUUGUCUCAAGGAGUCCGACGCCGAUACCGUCCGGGACCUCCGCGGUUCCGACGCUUCCAACUCCAUCCACGACCACAACCACAACCACGACAAAGGCCAUCCCAAGACCCUGUCCACGCUGCUUGGCUGCGACGCCAACAACUCCCACUGCCCACAACUUCUCUCUCCCAUCACCUACCGGACGUACGCCCUGUACUCUUCCACCUUCGCCCACACCUACCUCAGCUGGACGGCCUACCUAGCAGACAGACUGUAUGAGUCACUGGUCAAGCUUCACUGUGAUCUCAAGGACCUUCAGUGCCACGACUCUAACUCCAAGUCCCUCCACCAGUGUGACAAUGCUCUGCCCCUCCUCUACUCUCACGGGUUCACGCCACCGGAGGGUAUGCCAUCAUCACAACUCAAGUGUUCGGAUGUCAUCUCCAAGCUGGAGGAAGUGCUAUCUGGCAAGCCUAUCGCAGACCUCAUGACCGCCAUGGACAAUUUCCUCUACGGCAUCCGUGCCCCCUUCCUCUACACUGUGUUCACACUCUGGCUCAUCGCCACGCUCUACAUUCUCCACUCCCUGCUCUACCGCAUGGACGUAAUGCGCAUCCGCUCACACCUUCUCACCACCAGGGCCUCCCACCUCAUCGACGUCAAGGCUUUACUCGCCGGCAGCCGCAGGAUGCUCUCACUCUACAAGGACGUCGAUUACUUCGACGACGACUUUCACUCGUGA
Messenger RNA from Babesia ovata, 2022 nucleotides. Its product is annotated as Chitin bind 4 domain containing protein. Bases 1 to 2022 code for a protein of 673 amino acids. Lineage: Eukaryota; Apicomplexa; Aconoidasida; Piroplasmida; Babesiidae. The record is from RefSeq and is a predicted model, not a curated record. The transcript has a single exon.